This is a messenger RNA of Choloepus didactylus (southern two-toed sloth), 4014 nucleotides long. RefSeq names its product solute carrier family 13 member 4 (gene SLC13A4). Gene Ontology annotation, cellular component: membrane. The transcript has 16 exons. Gene Ontology annotation, biological process: monoatomic anion transmembrane transport. Gene Ontology annotation, molecular function: transmembrane transporter activity. Lineage: Eukaryota; Metazoa; Chordata; Mammalia; Pilosa; Megalonychidae. The record is from RefSeq and is a predicted model, not a curated record. Bases 618 to 2498 code for a protein of 626 amino acids.
UUUAAAACCAGUAAGGUGUCAGGUCUUGGGAGGAACGACCAGCCCUAUCUGAAGUCUUGCAUCAGCCUCUGACCAACUCGGGUGCUUGUUUUAAGGGAAGAGGGUACUAGGUUUUUACCAACAAAGAGCUCAGGUAGGAGAUGGAACCGGUACCAUCAGAGGGAGGAGAAAUGAUGGACAGCGAGAACAAGUCUUUUUAAUUUUUAAAGCCUUUAAAUGAUUUCUUCAAGGCCAAACAGCAGCAACAAAGGUAUAAUUUUAAUCGCUUAAGAGGGCUUUGGCGACACCUAGAAUGAAGUGACUGUAUGCUAAUCAAGCAAAGAGGGACCCCACUAUGCCCCCGUUUAUAAUCCUUUCCCAGUUCCUUUUUGCUGGUCAUGAAACUAUGCUCAUCAAUCCCACCUAAACAGGAGACAAGGAGGCCAGCCUUUUGUGGACACGGGGUGUAACUGCCCUCCUCUUCUGCCCCCCGAAACAAAAUAGGAUUCUUCGAAGAAGGAAGCCAAGGAAGGUCUAAGACGUCUGUCUGGACAGAGAACGUGCAUAGUGAGGAUCAAACGACGAUCAAACGCAGCAGAGAAGGACCUGAGGGAAGGAGGAGAGGAAGUAGGUCCAAAAUGGGCUUGCCGAAGGGUCUCCUCAGAGCAAGAAACCUGCUGCUGGGCAUCUUCGUUCCGCUCCUGCUGCUGCCUCUGCCCAUCCUCCAUCCCAGCAGUGAGGCUGCAUGUGCUUACGUGUUGAUCGUGACUGCUGUGUACUGGAUCUCCGAGGCAGUGCCUCUUGGAGCUGCAGCUCUGGUGCCCGCCUUCCUCUACCCAUUCUUCGGGGUGCUCCGAUCCAGUGAGGUGGCAGCUGAGUACUUCAAGAACACGACGCUGCUGCUGGUGGGUGUCAUCUGCGUGGCGGCCGCCGUGGAGAAGUGGAACCUGCACAAGCGCAUCGCUUUGCGCAUGGUCAUAAUGGCCGGAGCCAAGCCCGGCAUGCUGCUGCUCUGCUUCAUGUGUUGCACCACGUUGCUGUCCAUGUGGCUCUCCAACACCUCCACCACCGCCAUGGUGAUGCCCAUUGUGGAGGCUGUGCUGCAGGAGCUGAUCAGUGCCGAGGACGAGCAGCUUGUGGAGGGGAACUCCAGCAUUGAAGAGGCUGAGCCCAUCAGUCUUGAUGAAAACAAAAGCCAACCUUCUCUGGAACUCAUCUUUGUCAAUGAAGACACACCAGCUGCAGACUUCACGUCUCUGAUGCAGAACAAGAACCUGAAUGGAGUGCCUACAAUCACCAGACCCAUCAAAACAGCAAACCCACAGGGCAAGAAGCAGCACCCAUCCCAGGAAAAGCCACUAGUCCUGACCCUCAACCCCAGGAACCAGGAGCUGAACAGAAAGUACAGAUCCCAGCAUGACCAAAUGAUCUGUAAGUGCCUCUCCCUGAGCAUAUCCUACGCUGCUACCAUUGGGGGACUGACCACCAUCAUUGGCACCUCCACCAGCCUCAUUUUCCUAGAACACUUCAACAGCCAAUAUCCAGCCGCAGAAGUAGUAAACUUUGGGACCUGGUUCCUCUUCAGCUUCCCCAUAUCCCUUAUCAUGCUGGUGGUCAGCUGGUUCUGGAUGCACUGGCUGUUCCUGGGCUGCAAUUUUAAAGAGACCUGCUCUCUGAGCAAGAAGAAGAAGACGAAGAGGGAAGAGUUGUCUGAGAAGAGGAUUCAAGAGGAAUAUGAAAAGCUGGGAGACAUUAGCUACCCUGAAAUGGUGACUGGGGUUUUCUUCAUCUUGAUGACUGUUCUGUGGUUUACACGGGAGCCUGGCUUUGUCCCUGGCUGGGAUUCUUUCUUUGAAAAGAAAGGCUACCGCACUGAUGCUACAGUCUCUGUCUUCCUGGGCUUCCUCCUCUUCCUGAUUCCAGCUAAGAAACCCUCCUUUGGAAAAACGAAUGACGGGGAGAACCAGGAGCCCUCAGUGGGAAUGGAGCCCAUCAUUACGUGGAAGGACUUCCAGAAGACCAUGCCCUGGGAGAUUGUCAUUCUGGUGGGAGGAGGAUAUGCUCUAGCUUCUGGUAGCAAGAGCUCUGGCCUUUCCACGUGGAUUGGGCACCAGAUGUUGUCCCUGAGCAGCCUCCCACCAUGGGCUGUCACCCUGCUGGCAUGUGUCCUGGUGUCCAUUGUCACAGAGUUUGUGAGCAACCCAGCCACCAUCACCAUCUUCCUGCCCAUCCUGUGCAGCCUUUCUGAAACGCUGCACAUUAACCCACUCUACACCCUGAUCCCAGUCACCAUGUGCAUCUCCUUUGCAGUGAUGCUGCCUGUGGGCAAUCCCCCCAAUGCCAUCGUCUUCAGCUAUGGGCACUGCCAGAUCAAAGAUAUGGUGAAAGCUGGUCUGGGGAUCAAUGUCAUUGGUCUGGUGAUAGUAAUGGUGGCCAUCAACACAUGGGGAGUUAGCCUCUUCCACCUGGACACAUUUCCAGUCUGGGCUAAGGUCAGUAACAUCACUGAUCAGGCCUAACACAAGUGAGGAAAUGUGCCCAACUAAAGGAGCUGCCAGCACCUGGCAAAAUCUGAACCACAGGCCAAGAAAACCAACAAGAGCACACACCCAGCCCCUGAUCAAAGCCUGGAGGCAACUCCUCAUCCAAACUCUAGGCUACCUACAACCUCAAGUGAAAUGCAAGAAAUCAGCAACCAAGGAUACAUACUUGGAUGUUUAUGUCUUCUUUCCUGCCCUCCUUCCUUAUCAACAUCUCUUAAGAAAACCUAAAUUUUUUCUUACUUCCUUCUAUCUAGUCUCUCCAAUUGAUUCUCUCUGAAUACCAGAAAAGGAGCCUUACUUUCAGUUGCCCCUGACUGGCCUCACCAGGUUAUGUUUUUAACACCUUUUUAGGAGUGGAAGGAGAAAUCCAAAUCAUUCUACCUAAACACAGAUAGUAAAACAAGUGACAUCUCCUCUUUUGGGGGAAAACGUCACCCAGAAUUUGAUCUAUAACAUCAGCUUCUUUCUCCUAAGUGUUUCUAUCCUAAGCUCUCUCCACAAAAAGACAAUUCUUAUUAGUUCUUCUUUGUGACAAUCAGUACUCUUUUAUCACUACUUUGGUUCCCUUUCAGUGUCUCUCUUUAAUGGCUUCCCUUUACCUUGGCACCAAAUUCCUGUAAAGAAAUGAUGUUCCUCCUUAGAAAGAGGCUAAUGCUGUUCUGUGUCAAAGAGAAAGGAAGUAGAAAAAGAAGACACAUUGAGAUUACUAUCUCUCUUCACCAGCACUAAGUACAAAUACUAUCACAUUGGUUAAGUGCUAGGAAGGAGAAAAAACAUUCAUAUAUGUCUUAUUAGGGAGUCCCAGACUGUAAGUAAGACCACAGAACUCUGGUCUUCCUUCUAGAUAUAAUGAGUAGUUCUUUGCUGAGAAAACAAAAUCCUCAGUAGGUUCACAAAGAGCAAAGAGCUCCAAACAAAUCAGUAACUGCCUACCAGUCAGUGAGCAUCUUGGGGGGAGGGGCGUGUCUCUUGAAGUUGUCCCCCAGCAACUUAUACAAUGUAGUAAGCUGUAACUGCUCAAUAACUAUUACCUGUGAAAAAAAUCAUUUUGGAAAUCAAGGCCUCCUUCUUCCUCCUGAAGAUCAUGCCAUCUUCUCCAUAACAAAGGUCCUUGCUACAUAACUGGAUAUAGCUCCCAAUCUCUCCAGUUUGCUAGCAUUAAGUAUUUCUGAUUUCCAUCAUCAGUUACUUGCAAAAUAUACCUUAUGGGAAAAGGAGUCCCCAUAGUUACUGCACUGUUUUUUAAUUGAUUUUAAGUUACUAUUGCUAGCAUGUGUUGUUUCCCCAAAAUAACUUACCAAUAAAAAUCACUCAGUUUGUCAAAUGUUUAUGAAUUGUAAAGUUUCUUUUGUGCCUUUCAUCACUUGCACACACUAGCCACAGCAUAUGAUUGAUCAGGUUCAAAUGGGAAUACUGGAGAACCUAAGAUGGUGGCUAGGUGAGACAGGGCAAAAAAAUACCUCCGUGAAAAAUACUAGAUAAAAACCAGAAA